GGAGCGUGGCGGGUUGUGGUAGGUCGUGGUCUGAGGCCGGUACAGCUGCGCGUCUGCAGGAAUAGGUGCAGCGGGGCCUUGGCGGGGGACUCUGAGGGAGGAGCUGGGGACGGCGACCCUAGGAGAGUUCUUUGGGGUGACUUUCAAGAUGGACUCUACUCUAACAGCAAGUGAAAUCCGGCAGCGAUUUAUAGAUUUCUUCAAGAGGAACGAGCAUACGUAUGUUCACUCGUCUGCCACCAUCCCAUUGGAUGACCCCACUUUGCUCUUUGCCAAUGCAGGCAUGAACCAGAGUUUUGCUCUUGUUGCCGAGGCUGGAGUGCAAUGGUGAAAUCUCGGCUCACUGCAGCCUGCGCCUCCUGGAUUCAAGCGAUUCUCCUGCUUCACCCUCCCGAGCGGCUAGGAUUAUAGGUGUCUGCCACCACACCUGGCUAAUUUUUAUAUUUUUAGUAGAGACAGGGUUUCGCCACCUUGGCCAGGCUGGUCUGGAACUCCUGGCCUCAGGUGAUCCGCACAUCUCGGCCUCCCAAAGUGCUGGGAUUACAGGUGUGAGCCACUGCACCUGGUCCUUUUUCUUUUUUGAGAUGAAGUUUUGCCCUGUCACCCAAGCUGGAAUUCAGUGAUGCAGUCUCAGCUCACUGCAACCUCUGCCUCCCAGGUUCAAGCAGUUCUCCUGCCUCAGCCUCCCAAGUAGCUGGGACUACAGGCACCCCCCCACCAUGCCUGUCUAAUUUUUAUAUUUUUAGUAGAGAUGGGGUUUCACCAUCUUAGCCAGGCUGGUCUCGAACUCCUGACCUUGUGAUCUGCCUGGUUCGGCCCCACAAAGUGUUGGGAUUACAGGCGUGAGCCACCACGCCCGGCCUUGUAAACAUUUUCUUAUUGACAGUAGCUGUCAGCCUGCAUGCAGCACUUACUGUGUGCCAGGCGCUGCUCUGUGUCCUUCGCGUACAAUAACUCAUUUACGCUGAACUCUGUUGCCAUCCCUACUGAGGCACUGAGAUCUCAAGUCAGUUGUCCAUGCUCACAUAGUCGUUUAAACCCAUCUUCCUGAACACAAUUGACCCAUCUCACCCCAUGGCAAAGCUGAGCAGAGCUGCCAAUACCCAGAAAUGCAUCCGGGCUGGGGGCAAACAUAAUGACCUGGAUGAUGUGGGCAAGGAUGUCUAUCAUCACACCUUCUUCGAGAUGCUGGGCUCUUGGUCUUUUGGAGAUUACUUUAAGGAAUUGGCAUGUAAGAUGGCUCUGGAACUCCUCACCCAAGAGUUUGGCAUUCCCAUUGAAAGACUUUAUGUUACUUACUUUGGCGGGGAUGAAGCAGCUGGCUUAGAAGCAGAUCUGGAAUGCAAACAGAUCUGGCAAAAUUUGGGGCUGGAUGACACCAAAAUCCUCCCAGGCAACAUGAAGGAUAACUUCUGGGAGAUGGGUGACACGGGCCCCUGUGGUCCUUGCAGUGAGAUCCACUACGACCGGAUUGGUGGUCGGGACGCCGCACACCUUGUCAACCAGGACGACCCUAAUGUGCUGGAGAUCUGGAACCUUGUGUUCAUCCAGUAUAACAGGGAAGCUGAUGGCAUUCUGAAACCUCUUCCCAAGAAAAGCAUUGACACAGGGAUGGGCCUGGAGCGACUGGUAUCUGUGCUGCAGAAUAAGAUGUCCAACUAUGAUACUGACCUUUUUGUCCCUUACUUUGAAGCCAUUCAGAAGGGCACAGGUGCCCGACCGUACACUGGGAAAGUUGGUGCUGAGGAUGCCGAUGGGAUUGACAUGGCCUACCGGGUGCUGGCUGACCACGCUCGGACCAUCACUGUGGCACUGGCUGAUGGUGGCCGGCCUGACAACACAGGGCGUGGAUAUGUGUUGAGACGGAUUCUCCGCCGAGCUGUCCGAUACGCCCAUGAAAAGCUCAAUGCCAUUAGGGGCUUCUUUGCUACGUUAGUGGAUGUUGUCGUCCAGUCCCUGGGAGAUGCAUUUCCUGAGCUGAAGAAGGACCCAGACAUGGUGAAGGACAUCAUUAAUGAAGAAGAGGUGCAGUUUCUCAAGACUCUCAGCAGAGGGCGUCGCAUCCUGGACAGGAAAAUUCAGAGCCUGGGAGACAGCAAGACCAUUCCUGGAGACACUGCUUGGCUCCUCUAUGACACCUAUGGGUUUCCAGUGGAUCUGACUGGACUGAUUGCUGAAGAGAAGGGCCUGGUGGUAGACAUGGAUGGCUUUGAAGAGGAGAGGAAACUGGCCCAGCUGAAAUCACAGGGCAAGGGAGCUGGUGGGGAAGACCUCAUUAUGCUGGACAUUUACGCUAUCGAAGAGCUCCGGGCACGGGGUCUGGAGGUCACAGAUGAUUCCCCAAAGUACAAUUACCAUUUGGACUCCAGUGGUAGCUAUGUAUUUGAGAACACAGUGGCUACGGUGAUGGCUCUGCGCAGGGAGAAGAUGUUCGUGGAAGAGGUGUCCACAGGCCAGGAGUGUGGAGUGGUGCUGGACAAGACCUGUUUCUAUGCUGAGCAAGGAGGCCAGAUCUAUGACGAAGGCUACCUGGUGAAGGUGGAUGACAGCAGUGAAGAUAAAACAGAGUUUACAGUGAAGAAUGCUCAAGUCCGAGGAGGGUAUGUGCUACACAUUGGAACCAUCUACGGUGACCUGAAAGUGGGGGAUCAGGUCUGGCUGUUUAUUGAUGAGCCCCGACGAAGACCCAUCAUGAGCAACCACACAGCUACGCACAUUCUGAACUUCGCCCUGCGCUCAGUGCUUGGGGAAGCUGACCAGAAAGGCUCAUUGGUUGCUCCUGACCGCCUCAGAUUUGACUUUACUGCCAAGGGAGCCAUGUCCACCCAACAGAUCAAGAAGGCUGAAGAGAUUGCUAAUGAGAUGAUUGAGGCAGCCAAGGCCGUCUAUACCCAGGAUUGCCCCCUGGCAGCAGCGAAAGCCAUCCAGGGCCUACGGGCUGUGUUUGAUGAGACCUAUCCUGACCCUGUGCGAGUCGUCUCCAUUGGGGUCCCGGUGUCCGAGUUGCUGGAUGACCCCUCUGGGCCUGCUGGCUCCCUGACUUCUGUUGAGUUCUGUGGGGGAACGCACCUGCGGAACUCGAGUCACGCAGGAGCUUUUGUGAUCGUGACGGAAGAAGCCAUUGCCAAGGGUAUUCGGAGGAUUGUGGCUGUCACAGGUGCCGAAGCCCAGAAGGCCCUCAGGAAAGCAGAGAGCAUGAAGAAAUGUCUCUCUGUCAUGGAAGCCAAAGUGAAGGCUCAGACUGCUCCAAACAAGGAUGUGCAGAGGGAGAUCGCUGACCUUGGAGAGGCCCUGGCCACUGCAGUCAUCCCCCAGUGGCAGAAGGAUGAAUUGCGGGAGACUCUCAAAUCCCUCAAGAAGGUCAUGGAUGACUUGGACCGAGCCAGCAAAGCCGAUGUCCAGAAACGAGUGUUAGAGAAGACGAAGCAGUUCAUCGACAGCAACCCCAACCAGCCCCUUGUCAUCCUGGAGAUGGAGAGCGGCGCCUCAGCCAAGGCCCUGAAUGAAGCCUUGAAGCUCUUCAAGAUGCACUCCCCUCAGACUUCUGCCAUGCUCUUCACGGUGGACAAUGAGGCUGGCAAGAUCACGUGCCUGUGUCAAGUCCCCCAGAAUGCAGCCAAUCGGGGCUUAAAAGCCAGCGAGUGGGUGCAGCAGGUGUCAGGCCUGAUGGACGGUAAAGGUGGUGGCAAGGAUGUGUCUGCACAGGCCACAGGCAAGAACGUUGGCUGCCUGCAGGAGGCGCUGCAGCUGGCCACUUCCUUCGCCCAGCUGCGCCUCGGGGAUGUAAAGAACUGAGUGGGGAAGGAGGAGGCUCCCACUGGAUCCAUCCGUCCAGCCAAGAGCUCUUCAUCUGCUACAAGAACAUUUGAAUCUUGGGACCUUUAAAGAGCCCCUCCUAACCCAGCAGUAACUGGAACACACUUGAGAGCAGUCCUAUGUCUCAGUGCCCCUUAAAUUUCUGCCCUGAGCCCUCCACGUCAGUGCCAUCGGUCUAGAACCACUAACCCCGCAUUGCUGUUGAUCGUCACGCUUGCAUCUAUAGAUAACGGCUCUCCAGACCUGAGCUUUCCGCGUCAGCAAGUAGGAAUCGUUUUUGCUGCAGAGAAUAAAAGGACCACGUGCAAUA
This is a messenger RNA of Pan troglodytes (chimpanzee), 4126 nucleotides long. It is a transcript of the gene AARS1, whose product is annotated as alanyl-tRNA synthetase 1. Gene Ontology annotation, cellular component: cytoplasm; mitochondrion. Gene Ontology annotation, molecular function: aminoacyl-tRNA deacylase activity; ATP binding; alanine-tRNA ligase activity. The record is from RefSeq and is a predicted model, not a curated record. Gene Ontology annotation, biological process: alanyl-tRNA aminoacylation. Lineage: Eukaryota; Metazoa; Chordata; Mammalia; Primates; Hominidae. Bases 1075 to 3795 code for a protein of 906 amino acids. The transcript has 22 exons.